Molecule: messenger RNA, 3836 nt
Organism: Exophiala mesophila
Lineage: Eukaryota; Fungi; Ascomycota; Eurotiomycetes; Chaetothyriales; Herpotrichiellaceae
Exons: 2
Coding region: 71-1762 (563 amino acids)
Biological process (GO): tRNA processing
Molecular function (GO): tRNA dihydrouridine synthase activity; flavin adenine dinucleotide binding
Source: RefSeq, a predicted model, not a curated record
GUUCUGGCUUCGCAGACGAAGUACUCGGCCAUAGCGCUGCUUUGAAGUCAUAAAAUCGGCCAGCGCUCACAUGCAUAGGAGCAUCCUCUCCUCGUUCACAAAUGUGUCCCAUUUCCUAACCAAACGGAGCGUCGUCAAAGCCACCAUGGCAACCUUGGUAGAGCCGGCGGUCAACGGCCUGGACGUGGCCUCGCAAGUCAAGUUGACAGGAAGAGCAUUCUAUGAAAGUAUAGGGAGCCCAAAAAUGAUUGUGGCGCCGAUGGUCGAUCGCUCAGAAUUUGCAUGGAGACUCCUCACCCGCUCAUACCUCGACGAAAACAAAUCAAAGUCUUUGCUAGCCUACUCCCCAAUGCUUCAUGCCAGAUUGUUCACAUCCAAUCCGAAGUUCCGAGAUCAGCACUUCAAGCCCACCCGGUUGAGUCUGGUCUCCAAGGACAAGUCUACAUCUCCACCUUGGCUGGAUGGCAACCCUAAACUAGACCGGCCCCUUUUUGUCCAGUUCUGUGCAAACAAGCCUGAAGAGCUUCUCGAUGCUGCACAGUACGUCGCACCUUAUUGCGAUGCCGUUGAUUUGAACCUGGGCUGCCCUCAGGGAAUUGCGAAGGCGGGCAAAUACGGCGCAUUUCUACAAGAGGACUGGGACACGAUAUACAGCAUGAUCAACACACUCAAGGAGAACCUUUCCGUUCCUGUCACGGCCAAAAUGCGCAUUCUUGACACACGCGAGAAGACUCUCGAAUAUGCAAAGAUGAUUCUGUCCGCCGGAGCAAGCAUACUCACAGUUCACGGUCGCAGAAGAGAACAAAAGGGUCACAACACCGGUGUUGCGGACUGGGACAUGAUUCGAUAUCUUCGAGACAAUCUGCCUCCAGAGACCGUCCUCUUUGCAAACGGCAAUAUUCUCAACUCUGGAGACCUUGAAGCCUGUCUCUCUGCCACAGGCGUGGAUGGGAUCAUGAGUGCCGAAGGAAAUUUGUCAGAUCCAACCAUUUUUGCCAGCCCACCUUUGGAACGAAACCCACGAGAGUACUGGUACGGCACGGACGGACGAUCGGGCUAUCGCAUUGAUGGAGUCUUUCGAAGAUAUCUGGAUAUCAACUACAAGUAUGGCUUAGACAGGGAACCGCCGAAUCGCCCGCCCUUGUAUACUUACAACGACAGUAAGCCAGACUUUUCACCACGUCUAGAAGAGCAGGACUCAGAACCGCAACCUAAAAAGGUCAAAAGGCAGCACAACCAACCACAGGCCCCAAGCAUCAAAUACAUGCAGGGACAUCUCUUCCAGCUCUUGCGACCGAUGCUUUCAAAGCACACUGAUAUUCGUGAUGCUUUGGCGAGAGUGAGAGUCGGAGAUAUGGAUGCCUUCGAAAGAAUUCUGGCCAUGGUGGAGAAAGUUACAAUGGAGGGGAUUGAUGAGUACAUGGAGUCCAAUAAGGCAGACACCGAAUCACACACGCUCGCAAAUACUUCAACGCCUGACACGACAGAGGGUCCAGAGAUGACAGCCACAGAAAAGGUUAUUGAGCAGUAUAAACGGCCAUGGUGGGUUUGUCAACCACAUAUCAGGCCAUUACCUGAAGAUGCCAUUGCAAAAGGCGCGCUCACAGUGAGCAAGAAGGAUAAGGCCAAGGCCAAGUUGGAAGGCAGCAUAACCUCGCCAGUCGAGGGCGCCCUUCAAAGCGAUGAUCCCCUUACCGAGAGCAAACCAGAUUCUCAAUCUUCCAAAGAUGAAAUACCAAAAGCUGCGAUGGUCUGUGGCUGAUGAAAUAAUCACAACAAAAACCUAAUUCAAAGACCUAACAUGGUCUUUGUAUCCAAUAUUGUUGUCUGGCGUAUGAUGGACCGCUGGGCAAACUAUGUCUUUUCACUCGAUUUACUCGAGGAUUCGCCUACUGACAGCCAUGUUUGUGGAUCUCUUCAUCUCCUAUGGCAUUGCUCUAGGAUUAGCUAGUCGCUGUCGCACUCUCCCCACUUGCCACAAGCUAAACACCAUGGAUACGGCCACUGUCGCCCUGUACUAUAGUCUGCGCCGAAACUUGCUUUCUAUACAAAACAGGCUGGAAAGGCGCGGAUACGAUCACCAUUACGAAAUCCCAAAGAGCAACCUAUCCAUCCCUAGCGUUCAGAUCAAAUUUUUCACACUGCAAAGUAGGUUUGCGAAGCUUUGUAUUCUGUGCUGAUACAUAUCACUGCACUGCUUCGUUCACUUCUUCAGUCUCUUCCUCGUCGGAACCUACUUCGUCGCCCUCGACAUCUAUUUCCUCGUCGUCAUUAUCAUCACGUGUAUAUCCUUGGAUCAUACUGCCACCAAUCCGAGCACGUUUCUCCGCAGGCUGUCCGUCAUCCUCUUGGUCUCCUUCCAAUGAUCUCUUCAACGCGUUCUGUUCCUUCGACUUUUCUUUGGCGAUCCGGUUGGCUCUCUUUCUGAAAUAUUCCGCAUCGGCUUUGAGCUUAAAUCUCUCAAUGAUGGCCGGGGUUCGUGUUCGUUGAGAGAUGAUAGCCACGAUGCUUCGUUCACGUCGUGGUGUUGUUGAGCCUUGUUGUAUUGUGCCUUGGAAUUUGGCGUUCAGACGGGUUUGCCAAUCUUUCUUGGUUUGGUUACAGAUUGGCUUCUUCAUCAGAUCAUCCUCGGGCAAGUCGGGAAAUUGUUGGCGCAUUGUUGCGAGCCAUUCAAGGUUCAACUGCAGAAGAAACUCUUUCUCUUCCUCGGACCACAGUUGUGCCGCUUCUCGGAGGCUCGUGUUGGUGGUUCGGCAAUUGUUCUGGCGGCGGAAGUUGUUCAAGAGAUGAAUGUGUUCCUGGUUGUUCCAGUCGAAAGGCACCCUCGUCUGGGAUGGUUUUCGUCGGUGGUGGUCAUGUGUACCAAGAGCUGGCCACUCGAACUUUUCAUACGCCUUGAAGCGAUUCGCCCAAUAACGGCCUCUGGAGAUAUAUUCAUGAAGGAAGCGCCAGUCACUCCUCAAGCCUGGUUUGGCGGUUCCUUUCAUUAGGUGCAGCGUGAAGCCCUCUGGGCGGCGGUUGGAUGUCGCGGUGGGCUUUUGGGUUUUGCUGACUGAUGAUUUCGGGCGCUCAAAGUCCGCCUCUGGCUCUGUGUCCGACUCCGACUCAUCAUCACUUGUCUCGUCACCAUCAUCAGAACUUGUUGUUUCAAGGACCUCAACAUCUGUGUCGCGGUCCAAAGCCCACCCGUCCUCACCGUUGCCAUCAGCCUGAGGCUCCCAAUCCUGACCAGAGGGAGGUGGCAGUGUCUUCAUGUUAUAGUCAUACCGCAAGUCGUAAAGAACAUGUUUGCGCCUAGACAGAACAGGGGGCACACCAGAACGAAACCAAGCCUCAAUCGCUGCAAUAAGGUUCCAGUGACGUUUCUCCAGGAAUACCUUCAAUGAAAACCAAUCACUCCGGCCGGUGAUGUUGAUGAAUGUUGCCAGACGCUCAUCCUGUUCUCGGAGCUGUUGUUCUUGGAUCUCAUCACCGGCACGAGGUUUCAGGGUCUGUGGUGGGAGGCUGGAGCGCAUCCGGUCAAACUGCUUGCCUACAGCUCUAAUGGCAUCGGGCAGUGAUCUGAAUUGUUCGCAUGCCUCGGUGAAGUCCCAGUCCGCCAUGUGAAGCAACAGGAUGGCCUCGGAUGGCGUCACUUCGACCUCCUCGUCAUCGGCCUGGUCUUCAUAGUGGAUCCUGAGCGCCAGCCCAGCAUCUCGGCGCUCUUGCUCGUUGUUGUCAUUGAGCCACCAUGGCAUCUCCAACUCUUUUAUUUUCGGAAUAUCUCUUUGCCGCUCUGAUGUGUCAGAGACACCGCUUGACUUUGUUGAUGAUGAUGAUGAUGAUGAUGAUGAUGA